Messenger RNA from Polistes canadensis, 4392 nucleotides. RefSeq lists its product as uncharacterized. The transcript is spliced from 7 exons. The record is from RefSeq and is a predicted model, not a curated record. Gene Ontology annotation, cellular component: nucleus. Lineage: Eukaryota; Metazoa; Arthropoda; Insecta; Hymenoptera; Vespidae. Gene Ontology annotation, molecular function: DNA-binding transcription factor activity, RNA polymerase II-specific; RNA polymerase II cis-regulatory region sequence-specific DNA binding; ATP binding. The coding region runs from base 1440 to 3281 and encodes 613 amino acids. Gene Ontology annotation, biological process: regulation of DNA-templated transcription.
AAGAGGUGGAGGGACGGGGCGGCGGAGGAAGGGGGUUUACCCGGGGUGGUCUCGGUGGUGGCUGGGGGCGGCAGCCUCAAAAAUACACCGCAACCACACCGCGCGGCUCCACCGCAGAAGCCGCCAUCUUCCACCGCCGAACCGAAACGAGACCGCGCGAGUUAAACACCCUAUCCUACCCCGUACAAGUUGCCGCUGCCACCCGCCGAGGUAUCGCCAGGUGAACAACUACCUUCGUCAUUCUUGCCAGCAGUUCGAGAAACGUUAUCAAGACAACUUACGAAGAUCUCACUUCGUCUCUGCUUUCUCCACUGGAUCCAUUCGACACUAGUUACCGCUCUCUACCUUUUUUUUUUUUCAAUCGGAUGAUCUUGGAUACUCGUUACGGAACAAAUCCUACCGAUCUAACGUUCGAAUCAAUCGAACGAGACAAUUAUUCGUCGAUCGAGAACAAGUGAUUUCGUUCAGUGUCCUGUGUCGCAAAGCGAGUUUGAACCAAGUGGGAUAUUCGAAUCGUCGAGUUUGAACGAUUUUGUUUCUUUUUUUUUUUUAUAAACGAUUCAUUAAGAUUUUUAAUGAAACGUGAUUAACGUUCAUGAUCCUUGAGAAGUUCUGAAAGGGAAGUAGUUUGACGGAUUCAAACGGACUGAUUCAAUUCGACACACGUGACUACUGUUUCGUGCGAACUCUAGAACGCGGGUGAAUUUAAGCGUAGUAGAGAUCCUUCCUUCCUUCCUUCCUUCCACUACGAGAUCUUCUCGAUCCGUGGGUUUCUGUGCGAUCUGACAACGUGAAGAGAGUUAAGAGUAGCAUCGAACAGUUUCUCGAGUGUGUUCUCUCUCUUCUCUAUCGAAGAAGGGAAGACGACAUAGCAUUGUAUUAAAUGUCAUUCGACGUGAAUACAGACAAGUAAAAGAAAAAGAAAAAAUAUACAAGCUGAAGUAAGAAGUUCGAAGAUACGAAUAAAGAAAGAAAAAGAAGUAAAAGGGAAGGAGAGAGAGAGGAGGGUGGUACUUCCUGUCGAUUCCAAUAAAACGAAUUUUCUCCGCGACUUGGCAAUCGAGACGGGAGGAAGAAUUUGCAAACGGAUGCUCCUCUCCUAAAGCGGGAUAAUGAAAUAAGGAUCAAAGGAUCGUGGGGUUCGUAGGCCAAAUAAGCACAUCGUGAACCAUUCUCUAUGGCAUUCGUUUUCGAAGCCAACAACAAAUCUGAUUCCUUCGGGAGUAGCUAUCGUUCUUAAUGCGUUCUUCUUGAUCCACGAGUUACCAUCAGUUUGAUUAUAAGAAUCGUGUUUUUAUGAAUAGAUCCUACAAAUCGAUAAGAAUUCGAUCUUCCUGUGUGAUCUCGUCAGUUGUAAUAAAAUAAAAGAAAAAAAAAAAUAAGAGAGAGGACGAGUUUAUUUAAUAAAAAUUUAGAAAAAGCUUGAUGAUCCUGCUCUCAUGACGAAUCCUUCGCGAGAUGUCGUCCGUCCCGAAGAUCGGCCUCCUGGCCUAGAUUAUACCGAUCCUAGGUCGGUACGCGGUGAUCAUCAAGGACAUCAAGCAAUUCCAGCCAAUCAAAUCGGGGGUGCAAGAAUACGUAGGACUAGGGCCUCUUCCUCGAGGAGAAGAAUGCACCUAGCUAACGAUGUACCUCCUCAAGGUUCUACUAGCGGUAAUCAUCAUUCCGAUUAUGCACUCACAGCUGAUUUACUUGCUGAAAGGACGUUGGAUGGUUUACUUGCUGAACAUCCUGGAGAACUCGUGCGAACGGGUUGUCCACACGUGGUUUGUACGGUUCUUCCGUCGCAUUGGAGAUCAAACAAGACUCUCCCGGUAGCUUUCAAAGUGGUGGCACUUGGUGAGGUCGGUGACGGUACCUUGGUCACCGUUCGGGCGGGCAACGAUGAAAACUGUUGCGCGGAGUUACGGAAUUCAACCGCAUUGAUGAAGAAUCAAGUCGCUAAAUUCAAUGAUCUUAGAUUCGUCGGUAGAAGUGGCAGAGGAAAGAGCUUUACCCUGACCAUUAUGUUGCAAACAACGCCACCUCAGAUAGCCACCUUAUCGAAAGCGAUCAAGGUCACCGUGGAUGGUCCCAGAGAGCCAAGGUCCAAGACAAGGCACCAAGCUUUUCAUCCGUUUCAUUUCGGACCUCGACCGUUCCCAUUCGGACACCCGCAGGAUCCGUUGGGAUUCAAACUGUCCGGUUUGCAACAUUUAAAUCUGGAACAAGGAACUAAUCAAGGAUGGGGUGGAUUAUCCCGAGGAUCUUUACCACCGCAUUGUCUUCCGCCACCACCCGGUCAUCACGCGCACGCACAUCCGCCGCCGGCCGGUGGCUCGGCCUUCAAUCCCUUUCAUCAUGCUAUCGAACAGAGGUCUCCUAGACUGCCUAGUUCCAACACCGAUUCGACGAGAAACGAUUUGGGUCCUAUCAGUGUUUCGGUGAGAGAAGUACCACCGACAACUUCCCCAGGAAAUCCCGGACCAGGAUUAUUAACGACAGCUACCGUAGCUGCACCGACACCACCGGCCGAAUCGGCGACCACUACGACCCCAAGUCCCUCGGGACAUCACCCGCAUUUCCAAGGUCUUCAUCUAUUAGGAGCAACGGGAUCGAUCUUUGGCUCGAUAUUCGCUCCACUGUUACCUCAAUCCUCAUGGCUUUACAACCCGCUUUAUCACACACAACAGUACAUCCUGGAACCUGAAUGGCACGCUCUAGCCCUCAGAAUGGCCCAACAACGAUUACAGAGACCUGAUCAGGCCAGGCUGGAGGAACUUAGAAAAUUACGAGGUACCAGCGAUAGUCCCGAAGGUAGCUCGAAAGAAGACAGGAAAACGGAUCAAGAGGAUCCAGAUCCUUUGAACAGAUCCGGCAUGGAUAGUCCUGAUGGAAGUAUAGAGGUUGACGAUAGAAACGAUCAAGAUCGUAAAAGGGAUCGCGUUAGCGAGGAAUCCUUUCUGGAACAGGACUCGCCUAGGAUUUCACCAAGCAGAAGCGAUCUCGAUGAUACGACAUCGAGAGAUGCAAGUUCUCGGGACGUGCCGAUACUACUUCGACCAAGUAUAGAAAAUUUCAACGAUACAGAAAGUCAAAACGAUCAUGAAAUAUCUCUUAGCAACGAUUACACGGUGAAAAUUCGUUUGGAAGGUACCGUUGAUCUUAGCACAAAAAAGGGACAGGAUAAAGAAAACGUAGGUCAGGAUUUGACCAUUAGGAAGAAGGAUGAUAAUAUCGAACCUAUCAGACCGCGCAGGGAACGAAGUCCCAAGCCCAGACACGUCUGGAGACCUUAUUAAAUGGGUUCCAAUCUAAAAUCGAUACGUUUAAGAUAACGAUUGAUAUGAUUGGAAUCGAAGAAGGAAGAGAUAAAUGAUUUUUCGAAUGGAUAGGAAAAUGUAAGCAUUGUCGAUUACGCGACGAUUGCUGUUUUUAAAUGUAACAUUUAAAUGCGCGCCCGAAAUUGACGCACUCUCUUUCAAAUAUUUUAAAUAUUAAUUAUAAGUUAAUGUAAAUAAUAUCAACCUCUUUACCUGCGAUCGAGAAUCAACAAUCAAAAAGAUAAAAAUUUAGGAAACACAUUAAGACUUUAUCGUGGAGAUCACUUUGAUGACUCGAGGACUAACCAGGGUUUUAUGUUCGUAAUAGCAUGUAAAUACUAUAUGUAACGUCCAAUCAUCAUUACCGAUUUAGAUUAGAUUUUCGAGUCAAACUCAUUAAGCCUCAUCCUAUCUCUCGUUGUUCUAAUUACGAUCGAUCGUUCUUGCUGGACAAUUUCGAGUCGAACUAAUUUUAUUCAAUAAUCGACAAAAACGAGAAAAUGACUUUUCAACGAUAUUUGUCCAGUUAGAUACGACUAUUAUUAUUAUUAUUAUUAUUACUAUUAUUAUUAUUAUUAUUAUUAUUAUUAUUAUCAUCAUUAUUAUUAUUAUUGUUAUUUUACAAUAAAUCGUUCACGCAUCAUCAUUGUCAUUAGGCUAGAAGAAGAAGAUUAUAAAUUCAUUUGAAAGAAAUAAGGCGACGAAUUUGAUUUCAUUCGAUAUGGGCGAUACUAUCGCGAAUAUUCGUGUGUCGUUGUAAAUAUUAAAUAAUCCUUUGAAAAAAAGAAAAAAAAACAAUUUCAACGAUGAAUAAAAUAAAAUCGAAUCACCGUGUCUCACAAAGUAAAAAAGUUCCCCUUUAUUUUUACGGGAAAAUCUCUAUCGAUGUGUUAAAAUGAUUAUAAACGAAAGGAAAAAAAAAAGAAAAGAAAAGAAGGAUAGACCGAUUAAUUCUAAUCUCUCUCUUUAAAAGAAACACUUGCGUCGGUCAAGGAAUAUGUCAUUAAAUCGACAUCGUAUGAUCUCGAAAAACAAAAAGAACAUUCGCUGUUUACCUACGUCAUCAAAUAAAGUAAUAUCAUCCGUUCCA